Molecule: messenger RNA, 1215 nt
Organism: Cyclocybe aegerita
Lineage: Eukaryota; Fungi; Basidiomycota; Agaricomycetes; Agaricales; Hemipholiotaceae
Source: the annotation of a GenBank genome assembly
AUGUCUGCUGGAGAAAGAAGCAAAAUUCGAUUCGUAUCUGAGGGAGAGGCAGCCAUACACUAUGCAAUAGGACAUAGCCCUUCGGUUUAUGAUGGAAUUAGGCUAGGAAGUAUUCUUCUCAUCUGCGAUGCCGGCGGUGGAACAACGGAUAUUGGGAUCUAUAAAGUGAGAAGUGUAUCGCCCCUUUAUCUCGAGGAAGUUGCGCGUCCUCGCUGUCGUAUAGCAGGUGGAGUCUUUGUGAACGAAGCAGCAAGAAAGCACAUUAAAUAUCAACUAAGAGGAUCAGCACGAUUGGACAACGAAGAAUGUAUAGUGAAUGCGGUCAGAGAGUUCGAAAGAACUGCGAAACGAAUGUUCAAGGGCUCUGAGAUCAAUAGUUUGGUCAAGGUCGACAGCAGCGGACAAAGCGAUGAAAGUCGAAACAUUCACCGGGGGCGAUUGAGAAUUCCGCGCGCCAAGAUGAUGUCCUUCUUCGACCCCUUAAUUAAGCUUGUCGCCCAAGAAUUACAGGAUACACUGGUAUCUAGCGGGGCAUUGGUAGUCGAUAAAAUUAUCCUUGUCGGUGGAUUCGCUGAAUCCGAAUACGUGUACUCGGAAUUAAAAACUUGGGCGAACAAAAGGGGGCUGGAACUAGCGAAGCCGGAUGGAGUCUUGUCGAAGGCGAUUUCUCAUGGUGCUCUUACAUGGCACCUGGAGUCCGGAGUUCAACUACGAGUCGCUAAGAUGCACUACGGGGCAGAGACCGAUCUCGACUAUGUUGCCCAGGAUCCUGAAAUUCAUGAUCGCAGAACGUUCCAGAAUAUUUUGGGCCAGUGGCGCGUUCGACACGGCUGGAACACCAUAGUCUCUAAGAACUCGAGGAUAAGGAUUGGAGAAGAGCAUGCUGCUUGCUUUCAUCACGAAUUUGGCCAGAAUGACAGCUUCAUUGUUGAGAUGGAGCUAUAUGCAUAUCGAUGGGAAGAGCCGCCGGCCUUCUUCAAAACAAAAGAUGGAGGUCUAGUUGACGGCUUCGUCCAUCUCGGAACAGUGAAAGCCAAUCUCACCCAAUGUUUUGAGGCAGCGCCCUAUUGCAUCGCUCCUUCUGGGAAGAAAUACAAACGUUUGGACUAUCAGAUUUGCCUCUCUUUCGAUGAAAUUGAGAUUUCCGCCAGACUGCGCUGGAAGACGAAUAAAUCUUACAAAUAUGGGGAGGCUACUAUCGCAUACGAUGUUUGA